CUUGCGACUACUGGUAGUGUGUAUACAGACGCGUUGAGACGCGUCCCACACCUCAGCCAUGUCUUUCUUCUCAUCGAACACGAAUGGAGCCGGAAAUUCCAAUGUGGCCGACAAAGAUAUCGAACUUACCGACCCGCCUCCCGACUCCGUAUCGAGCAUGGCGUUCUCGAACCAGGCAGACUUCCUAGCAGUGGGCAGUUGGGACAACAGUGUUCGCGUCUAUGAAAUUGGUCAGCGCGGCGCUAGUCAAGGCAAAGCCAUGUAUCAACAUCAGGGUCCCGUCCUGAGCGUUUGCUGGUCACAAGACGGUUCAAAGAUCCUCUCCGGUGGGACUGAUAACGCAGGUCGGAUGUUCGAUGUCGCCACUGGCCAGUCAUCCCAAAUAGCCCAACACGACGCGCCAGUCAAGGCUGUGCGAUGGAUCGAGUCUCCUGGAGGUGGGAUAGUUGCUACGGGAAGCUGGGACAAGACCGUGAAAUACUGGGACCUGCGCUCGUCAAAUCCUGUUGCAACGGUCCAGCUCGCGGAGCGCUGCUACAGUAUGGAUGUUCAGUAUCCGCUCAUGGUCGUAGGGACUGCUGAGCGGCACAUCCAGAUAUUCAAUCUCACCAAUCCUACCACCGUCUUUAAGACGCUACAAUCACCUCUCAAGAUGCAAACACGCGUCGUCAGUUGCUUCAAAGCUUCCGAAAAGCAGGGCUUUGCCGUUGGAAGCAUCGAGGGGCGUGCCGCCUUCCAGUAUAUUGAAGACAAAGACUCCUCAAACAAUUUCUCAUUCCGUUGCCACCGCGUCGAAGUGACACCCAACAACAAGAACAACAUCAACGUGUUCGCGGUGAACGAUAUAUCAUUCCACCCUGUGCAAGGGACAUUCAGUACCUGUGGGGGAGACGGAUCUAUCGGUUUCUGGGAUAAGGAUGCGCGUAUCCGGCUCAAGACAUUUGAUACGCAGCCUGGCCCGAUUUCCAGCACUGCGUUCAGUCGAGACGGGUCGAUCUUCGCAUACAGCAUCUCGUAUGACUGGCAUAAGGGGCACGGUGGAAUGACAACAGGACAUCCCAAUAAGAUUAUGUUGCAUGCCUGCAAGGAAGACGAGGUGAAGAAGAGACCCCCGAAGAAGUAGUCAAGGAUACUGGACCGAUUGCCAAUGCCAUGCUUUCUUUUAGAGCCGCGAGUACCAGAGUCGCGACCUUUACGCAGUAGAGGGAAAUUGAUUGGUCGACGGCCCAGAAUCAAAGCGAAUUUCAUGCACAUACAUGCUCUAUACCAGUCGAUAUAAUAAAGAGUUCC
Molecule: messenger RNA, 1290 nt
Organism: Mycena citricolor
Lineage: Eukaryota; Fungi; Basidiomycota; Agaricomycetes; Agaricales; Mycenaceae
Source: the annotation of a GenBank genome assembly